AUGUCCUACAGUCACAUUUUGGAUGAGAUUUUUGCCGAGAGAAACGACAGGUUUGAGAAGUAUGGCAUACACGAGAAACGGGAACAAUGGAACGCUUACAAUGAGCUUUUGCGUACGGCAGUUGAAGAAUGCUUAGAGCAGAUUAAAAGUUCUCCAACCAACACGAAGGAAUUUCAAGCUUGGGCAGAUCUUUCAGACCCGAGAAAGAAGAAGCUCAUUCUUGACAUCUACAAAAUGGAAGAAGACGACCAAGAGGAGACAAAUGGGAUGUAUUACCCCGGCAAGCUACGACUCGGGAUAAAAAGCGAACUUCAGUGUCAUUUGGUCAGUCUUUCGUCAAGUUUCGUUUCAAACCCGUUCUAUAAUAAGUCAUGCCAGAAAUUUGCCGCAAAAAGAAGAAACGAUACUACUCGCACUGGAGAGCCACUAGUCGAUUACACCUUCGCAGACUCACAAAAGGAUUUUGACCGGUGGUUGAAAAAAUUCUCGAAAAAACUUAAAGGCAAAGCCAAGCCAAAAACUGACAUCUCUUCUCUGGAAGCUCAGACAGCAGCAAACUAA
This is a messenger RNA of Psilocybe cubensis, 561 nucleotides long. RefSeq lists its product as uncharacterized. Lineage: Eukaryota; Fungi; Basidiomycota; Agaricomycetes; Agaricales; Agrocybaceae. The record is from RefSeq and is a predicted model, not a curated record. The transcript has 2 exons. Bases 1 to 561 code for a protein of 186 amino acids.